CAGACAAUAGGUAGAUAGAAGUAAAAAAACAUUGAGAAAUAGGAGAAUUCGACUUGUACUGGUGAACCCCUCCCCUGCGUGUUAAUUUAUUGUUGAGAAAGCGUGAAAGAGGUUUGAAAUGUGGAAGUGGAGAGCAGCAAAUUGUAAUAAUAAUAAAGGCAAAAGCAGGCAUGGCAUCCACAAGCACAAGCACAGAUACCCAAACAAAUUGUAAAGUAAAGAAAGAGUGGCGGCAAUGGCAUGGCAAUUGCAAUUGGAAAAGUAAAGAAUGGAAUCAAAUCAAAGGAAUAAGAAUAGUAACUGGGCUGCUGCACAUAUGAUUUGGACAAGUUUGGAAUUUUGAGGGAGGCUCCUCUGCCCUUUUUACCUUUUCCCCCCCACCCUCUUGACUUGCUCUGUAAGUUUUCCUUCCCUCACGUUCAUAAAACUGAAAAUGAUGUGGUGUGUGAAGGGUGGAAUUCGCUGAAAUCAUCAAUGGAUGAUCUUGUGCAUCCGAGAAGGCGCAGGAGAAAUGAGUUGCAGAAGGUGGAGAAGGAGGGCAAGCUGCCGGGUAUUAUUUUGAAAGGCCUGUUCUUGGCCCUGGCUGUAGCCCUGAUGCCCGUGCUUCACAAGCAGAGCCCACAGUUGAUGGCGGGGUACGCGAACCAUUCCACAAUAGCGCGGAGCUGGGAGCUGAUCAAUCUGGUCGUCAUCGGACUGGCCAUUUCUUACGGCUUUAUCUCUCGACGCCAUAACCCUACUGAGAAUAAUGCCAACGACAGAGCUGUUGCAGCGCAGGGAGCGCAGAAUUACGUUCAGAAGAUUUUCGAUUUCGCGGAGGUAUUUGACAAUUUCUGCCUUCCCGCUGAGAAGGUGGAGGCCUGGAGCUCCAGAUGGCAGCCUCAAGAGCCGCUCGUCGUCAUUGGGACCGACGACAAGGAGAAACCCCUCCUCCUUCCGAUCAGAAGCCUCAAAUCCAGUCUGUCCAAUCCGGAGGUGUUUGAUUUUCUCGAGGAUCCUGACUUCCCGAGUUCGAAACCUGAUCCCACGGCAGCAGCUGUCGAGGAGAGUGGGAAACCGCCAGAGGUAAGAAACGGUACCAUUCUGUCUGUUGAAUCUGGUAAUUUUGAUGAGGAACUUAGUAAUGUAAUUGCGAACGAGGAGGAGCCUGCGGUUUUCCCCUCACCGAUUCCAUGGGCUUCAAGGCUUGAUGUAUUAAAUAACAAGGAAGCCCGUCCUCUGGUCCCAGCCGUGGUCAAUUUGGCGUCAGAUGACGGAAAAAUUGAUCCUCCUGCCAUUCCUUCUCCAAUCCCCUGGCGUUCACGUCCCGAUCGUGAUCACGACGGGAAACAAAAAAUUGGCACGGAAAAUGGAGAUGUUUCAGAGAGUAAACCCCCAUUGCCACCUCCUCCUCAGAGACCCCCGCCGCCCCGCCCUGAAACGCCGAAGAAAUCUAUAGAGAGGGGUGUCUCACCUUCACCUUCACCAUCAUCCUCCCCUCCCCGCCCCCGUUCUUUGGUUUUUGCAAAUGGCGGUUCUCAGAAAAACAUGCAGGCCUCAUCUGGGAUUCCUCUCCAGAAAUUUCCAUCUCCAAGGCCUUCUCCUUCACCUCCUCACCCUCGUUCUGUGGAGCUCACAAAUGACAAUUCUCAGAAAAACUUGCAAGCCUCACCUGGGAUCCCUCUCCAGAAGUUGGCAUCUCCAAGGCCUUCUCCAUCACCUCCUCAUCCAGUCUUCCUUGAAAACGGAUCCUCUCAGAAGAACCCUAAUCCCAAACUCCAGAACAGCAAUGAAGCUGCACAGGCAGAAGGGAACAAUUCAGCCAAGGAUCCCACUGCUUCUGCUGCUCCAUCGUUUCCGACAGUGGCUGAAAAUGGAUCAUCGGAGAAGCACCAUAUAAAUGGGUAUUUAUCGAUCCCCAAAUCUCCCCAACAUACAGCUGUUCCUCCUGUUUCACAAGAGUUUCCGCAUCCGGAGGAACGAUUGGAAAAUUCUCCAGCUUACACAAGUAACUCAAGAAGCAAAAGCGGCGAUGAUAGAAGUUAUUUGAGGGGCAAAGACAGAGAAUGUUCAUCUAGUAGAAGUAAUUCAAGGAGCAAAUUUAGAGAGACUUCAUCUGAUUCGAGCAAAAAUGGCAGAGACUGUGCAGAAGCUGCACGUGCAAGCAGAAUGUUGCCAUCUCCUCGUCCACCUCUUCCAACACCUCAAGCGUCAUCGUAUCCCGAUGAGUCAACAUCCAUAUCCGCUCCUCUUCCACCUCCACCACCAUAUUCUGAUGAUGAGUUAAGUUAUGAAAAUACAACUUCUUCAUCUGAGGUGUUAUAUCAAAUGGAAGAUUCAGUUUCAGAGUCAGAGGAGGAAGUUGAUAAAAAGGCUGAUCAAUUCAUUGCUAAAUUUCAUGAACAAAUCAGACUGCAAAGGGUCGAGUCCAUGAGGCGAUCGCAAGAGCGCCAUGAGAGGAAAGGUGAUCAAUAGGCAAGGUUUGCAGGGUGCCCCAAUUAGUUUACUGUUUCAACUUUCUACAAAACUUGCACAUGUUAAGUGUUUUUUUGGCUACGUUUUGUAGAGUGUUCUGUUUGUGCAGAGGAGUUACAAGCGAUUCAAACAAGAGGUUUGGUGCAAAGUUUGGACUAGAAUAUGCAAGUGUAUGUACUGUGAAACUAUUAACAAUGUGUGUAAUUAGUGUAAGGAUCAUUUGAGAGACUCACCAUUAUCUGUGUGCAACAUUAACUUCCUUUGUAUGGAGAGGCUGAUGCCAUCUGAAUUGUCUGUUUGCCUCAGCGCUUCUUUGUAAUUAUGUUUGCCAAACUUGUUUGCUUUGUUAUUACACAGAUUUCAGUCGAGCAAAACAGAUAAGAAGUAAGCUCCUAAAUGAUCAUUUUUUAUCUUUAUUUUAUUAGAUGGUUAGACAUGGAUUGUUACAGAGCUGUUAUUUUUAUCGUUUUAAUGAGAUUACUGGCAAUAACAUCCGAUUUGUCAGUGUUUUUUUUCUUUUUUAAA
Molecule: messenger RNA, 2979 nt
Organism: Cryptomeria japonica (Japanese cedar)
Lineage: Eukaryota; Viridiplantae; Streptophyta; Pinopsida; Cupressales; Cupressaceae
Product: vegetative cell wall protein gp1
Exons: 1
Coding region: 475-2454 (659 amino acids)
Source: RefSeq, a predicted model, not a curated record